ACCUUUGUGUCUUCUAGGGUUUCAUACGGUUUUUUUUCGUGUUUGUGUUUGUCGAAUUUUGAUUUACACACGUUCUUGAAUUGUAAAGCAGGAUAUUUUUAUUUUAACUUUUAAAAUUUGAUGAUUGUUGGAAGUUGUUUUAUUUAUUAUUAAUUUUUUUGGGGGGUGAAGUUUGAGAAUUGCGAAUUUGAUUGUUAUUUUAAGUAGUUUUUUUUUUUCUUUUUUUGGGGGGGGGGGGGGGGGGGGCGGUGGCAUGGGAAUAUAAAGAUUAGAGAGGAAGGAAGAAAGUUGGGUUGUUAUAUUUUUAGGAAAUAAGAUGGUUAAUAAUUAACGGGUGCAAUUGAACUUAUUUGCUUGUGAGGCGGAGCAAUUUUGGUUAGUUUGGAUCAAUUGGGUGGAGGGCAUUAUAUGUAUAUAUCUUGUAUAUAGAAGAAUGAAUUUUUAGUUGUUGACGAACUUGCUGACGCCUGGACAAAGAAAUGGAUUCGGCUAGGAGUUGGCUGCAGAAGUUUCAACCGCGAGAGAAGUUGAGACCUUCAACUAAAAAGAAAGAUUCCACAUCAAUGGGAAAAGAAGGUUCAAGCCCGCAAUCAGGUGAUGAAGCUCUUUCAAAUGUUACAAAGCAAAAGGUUGCAGCGGCAAAGCAGUAUAUUGAGAACCAUUACAAGGAGCAGAUGAAGAACCUGCAAGAGAGGAAGGAACGAAGAAAUAUUCUGGAAAAGAAGUUGGCUGAUGCUGAUGUCUCUGAGGAAGAUCAAAGCAACCUGCUGAAAUACUUGGAGAAGAAGGAAACUGAAUACAUGCGCCUUCAAAGGCAUAAAAUGGGAGCAGAUGAUUUUGAGUUACUAACAAUGAUUGGAAAGGGUGCAUUUGGGGAGGUAAGAGUUUGUAGGGAAAAAAUAACAGGUCAUGUAUAUGCAAUGAAAAAGCUUAAGAAAUCAGAGAUGCUUCGUAGAGGCCAGGUUGAGCAUGUGAAAGCUGAAAGGAAUCUACUUGCAGAGGUUGACAGCAAUUGCAUUGUCAAGCUUUAUUGUUCUUUCCAAGAUGAUGAGUUCCUUUACCUUAUUAUGGAAUAUUUACCUGGUGGAGAUAUGAUGACUUUGCUUAUGAGAAAGGAUACCUUGUCUGAAGAUGAAGCCAGAUUUUAUGUUGCAGAAACAGUUCUAGCUAUUGAAUCUAUCCAUAAACACAAUUACAUUCAUAGAGAUAUUAAGCCGGACAAUUUACUACUAGAUAGAUAUGGUCACCUGAGACUCUCAGAUUUUGGAUUAUGUAAGCCUUUGGACUGCAGUACUCUUCAAGAAAAGGAUUUUUCAGUGGGAAACAACCUUAAUAAUGAGGGUAAACAGAGUGAUGAUCGUCCUGCAGCCCCAAAGCGCACACAACAGGAGCAACUACUCCAUUGGCAGAAGAACAGGAGGAUGCUUGCUUAUUCUACUGUUGGUACACCUGACUACAUAGCCCCUGAAGUUCUGCUGAAGAAAGGUUAUGGGUUAGAAUGUGAUUGGUGGUCAUUGGGUGCUAUUAUGUAUGAAAUGCUUGUUGGGUACCCACCCUUUUAUUCUGAUGAUCCUAUGUCAACAUGUAGGAAGAUAGUAAACUGGAGAACUCAUCUAAAGUUCCCUGAAGAAGCAAAGCUAUCUCCCGAAGCCAAAGAUCUUAUUAGUAAACUACUGUGCAAUGUCAACCAGAGGCUGGGAUCGAAGGGUGCAAAUGAAAUAAAGGCCCAUCCAUGGUUCAUUGGUAUUGAAUGGGAAAAAUUAUAUCAAAUGGAUGCCGCAUUUAUUCCAGAGGUGAAUGAUGAGUUGGAUACUCAAAACUUUGAAAAGUUUGAAGAGUCUGAUAGCCAAGCUCAAGCAUCAGGCAAAGCAGGUCCAUGGAGAAAGAUGCUCUCAUCUAAGGACAUCAACUUUGUAGGGUACACAUACAAGAACUUUGAAAUUGUUAAUGAUUAUCAAGUGCCUGGGAUGGCUGAGUUGAAGAAGAAAGACACUAAGCCGAGGAGGCCGUCUAUCAAGACUCUAUUUGAUGAUGAAUCAGAUACGCCAGAUGAUCCUGCUGCCGCAACGGAUGCAGCUGCUAAUCAACCUGUUCAGGGUAGCUUUUUGAACAUGUUGCCUCCCCAAUUGGAAGUACCACAAAAUCGAAAUGAAACACCCUAGGACUUGGCUAAUCUCUUUAUUUGCUCCAACCCACCGAAUCAGGUGCAUUUUGACUUCUUCGUGGCUGGAGAUUUUUAUAGUUCAUCUCCUUCCACGUUUGGGUUUUGUUGGUGGCAACUUCGACUAGAAUCCAAGGAAAUGAUCACAGACGCCCUAGGUGGAAGCAAAGAAAGGUACAGAGGGGUUAACUGCUGGAUGCUGGAUGUUGAAGCUACUAAUCAGCCUUUUUAGGCUGCCUUGAUCAGUCUUCGUAAUUUUUUUAAUGAGACAAAAAGGAAAAGAAAAAAAAAUGCGAAGGCGAAUGCUAAUUCAUUAACUGAUUAUAUAAUUUAUUUUGUUUUCUUAAAGUUGUAAAUUGUGUGUACAAAUACACCCAUUUAACUCCCUCAUAUAUGUUUUAUGUUUUCCUUUGCGGUUUAAAUAACAGCAAAACAAUUGUUCAACAGGAAUCAAAAUAUCAUAAAAGUUCCAAUUUUUUUCAAA
Messenger RNA from Malania oleifera, 2645 nucleotides. RefSeq lists its product as uncharacterized. Lineage: Eukaryota; Viridiplantae; Streptophyta; Magnoliopsida; Santalales; Ximeniaceae. The record is from RefSeq and is a predicted model, not a curated record. Gene Ontology annotation, biological process: intracellular signal transduction; peptidyl-serine phosphorylation. Gene Ontology annotation, molecular function: ATP binding; protein serine/threonine kinase activity. The transcript is spliced from 14 exons. Bases 480 to 2162 code for a protein of 560 amino acids.